AAAGGCAUUAACAUUACCAGAUACGAGAAAAAAGAAGAAGGAAUAAGCAGCAGAGGUGGUUCUGUUCCUCCAAAUGGGUGUCAACAAAGAAAUGAUUCCGGCAGAGUAUGACCUCAAUGCCAAAUGGGACGCAUGCCUUGAUCUCACUGUUCGCCGCUUCGUUUACUCCUCAUUUGCCGGUGCAUUUGCCGGUCUCUUAUUUUGCAGGAGUCCUCUGACUCGCUGGGCAUCUAUUGCUUUUGGUGCUGGAGUUGGAAUUGGAUCUGCAUACACAGAAUGUUCUCGUCUGUUUGAUGGACCUCCAACGAAGUUAGCACUACCUAAUGUCUCAGAGACUCCUACUCAGAAUGUGCAGGACUCUGAGUAGAUGCUAUAACAGGUCCUGGUUCCUGGACAGUGAAACAGAAUUUUCUUUUGAUGGUUCUUUACACCAUUAUAGUUGUUGAAGAUGUUGUAAUACCAUGAUUUCAUAAAUGAACAACAUCAUGUAUGGAGAUUUCAUUCCCAAGCUAUUAUCCUUUUGUUCUCCUGUAAUCUCGCCCUACGAUUAUGUGAAGGGUUCUAAAAAGUAACUGAUUUGAUUUUCU
This is a messenger RNA of Gastrolobium bilobum, 587 nucleotides long. RefSeq names its product MICOS complex subunit MIC10-like. The coding region runs from base 74 to 367 and encodes 97 amino acids. Lineage: Eukaryota; Viridiplantae; Streptophyta; Magnoliopsida; Fabales; Fabaceae. Gene Ontology annotation, cellular component: MICOS complex; mitochondrial inner membrane; mitochondrion. The record is from RefSeq and is a predicted model, not a curated record. The transcript has 3 exons.